AAUAUUGUCAUUCCAGGAGCAAUACCAUCAAUUCAUAUUCCAAAAAAAUCAAAGAAAAGAUCAAAUAUAGCCAAGAAAUCUACAUAUGAGCCGCUAAUGAAAAAAAUUAAUGUGAAUGAAAUCGAGCCAACUACUGAAAUCGAGAUUCCUGUUGAUACUUGUCAAGAAGUUACUGGAUGUACAUUGAUUGAAGAUCCAAUUGAUGUCGAUACUCAUUGCAAUGAGUCUUCGGUGCAGUACACUGCUGACAGCAACAAAGGAUCUGCAAAUGAAUUCGUGCAAGGCACGUGUCGAACACCUCCAAGAACGAUUUUCGAACCUCGCUACGUUGGUGAUAUCCGAAGUCCACACCUAGCUACACCUCGAAGAGCAAAACGAACUGUAGCUUUAGCGAGAGGAGUUAUUGAUAAACAAAAAAAAAACAAUUAGGACGUUGCAACAUUCACGAAACCGAUUGCAUGCACGUAUUAAAAAUAUGAAAAAUUUAGUUAAUGAGUUGAAAGAAAAGAAUUUAAUUUCUGAAAGUGCAUUUGACAGUUUAACGGUAAGUUUGCACAAUAUACUUAUUAAUUACACUACAAGUUAAUUAUCU
Messenger RNA from Linepithema humile (Argentine ant), 592 nucleotides. NCBI's taxonomy places the organism in Eukaryota, Metazoa, Arthropoda, Insecta, Hymenoptera, Formicidae. The record is from RefSeq and is a predicted model, not a curated record.